CCGAGGCUGGGAAGUCUCCCUGCGCCGUGUGCGCGGCCCACAGCGGACGGGGCAGGAUGGAGAGCGACUCGUGCGACGACAGCCAGAGCGACAGCGGCGUGUCGGCGGACUUCUCCCCGUGCAGCACCCUGGAGGGCAACGCCAGCCUGUCGGCGGGGGCCAGAGAGACCCCCAUCGAGAGGGAGAUCAGACGGGCCGUGGAGCGCGAGCACAGCCUGAGGAGGUCCAGGGGGCUUCCCAACCCCCCCGCCUCCCCGGAGUAUGUGGACGUCCCUUUGAGGAAGACCGUCCUCUCCCAGGCGCUGGCGGCGAGCUCCGAGCGGCACCAGGGCAAAGACAGGCAGUUCGCUGGGAAGAAGAUGCAGCACGACAUCCGCAGGGAGACGCAGCGCGAGCAGGACCUGGUCAAGCUCGGGAAGGUGCCCGGGGUCUACGACAAAGGAACCGUUCGCCAGAUAAAAGACCGGAAACAGAUUUUUGAGGUCUUUCAGAAGCCAAGCGAUUCAGGUGUUAACUCCUCAUCCAGGAGUAAGGCCACGUCCUGGUCUUCCGCCAGUGACGCUUUAGUCCAGGAGACCCAGGAGGACGCCUCCCCCCCGGCGACGACUGGAAGAGUCUCCAAUGGGGAGCGGAGGCAGAGCGUGGACCCGCUGGGUCCCCCUCAGAGCAACCGCACAGCAAAACAAACAGCUUCAGCUGGGCUGAAACCCAGAGGACCCGGUUUCUCUGAGGCGACGGGUUGCCAGGUCAUCAUCCUGGAGAAUAACAUGAGCAUCCCAGCACUGAAACUGUACCACCAGCAGGAGGCCGAGCACGGUGCCGCUGGCGAUUCAGGAAGUCCGAACCGAAUCCGGACGAAUCAGGACGCAGGGGAAGACGCGGAAGUCAGGGAGAACCCGUUCUUCAAGCUGCGCCCCUCCACAAACGUGGGUAAAGUGGAGCAGGAGAUCCGCGAGGCUAAAGAGAGGGAGAAGGAGCUCCGCGAGCAGAGGAGUAGUGUACAGAGGGCAGCACGGGGGGCGAAGGGAGGAGGACGAAGAGGAGAAGGGCCCACCGGCGUGAAGGGAAGGACCCCGGUCGCGUCUCCUUCUCCACCGAAUGGACCCGUCGCCCCCGAGUCCUCCAGUCCUUCAUCCAGAGGGGGAGCGGGGUCUACAGCAGCGCGCCAGUCCGUUGGCAAGCUGGGCAUGUGGCCUCCGGCCGAGGCCGAGGAGGAACACGUUGCUCCUGCAGAGGUGGUCCAGAGUCCUCGCCCCCCGAGGAAGAAGAGCCCCCUGGUGCACCGCUGGGAGUCGGGCCUCGUCAACGGCGGCGAGCAGGACUUCUGAUGAGACGGACACAUCGAACGCGAUCAAAGCGACGCGCGGAGAGAGAGAACAGGCCGGAGGAGAGAGCGCCGACGGAGAGGAAGAAAGGAGAGAGAAUGCGAUGUUAGAAGGAGGUCAGGGAUUGAGGCUAGAAAGGGGGUCAGGCGGAUUGGGAGCAAGGAAAUGUUGAUGGUGAACUGAAACGCGUCCUUCAGCGAGAAGCAGGAGGAUCAGGGGGAAAGAAGAGAGGCUGGAAACGGCGAAUUAAAUAAAGAAUAGUAUUGCUUUUAGUUAAAAACACAUUUCUUCAUUUUAUGUUCUACUACUUCAUUAUGUAAAUAGAUUGAGUAGAGCAAACAUCUGCUGCUGCUUGUGAUGCCUUACUAGUUUAUUACACCUGUACAAUCAAAUGCAAUUUAAUAUAAGAGCCACGCAAUAAAUCUGACCUCAGCUCAGUCUGCUCCUUGUUGACUUUGCUCCGGGGAGUUGAUAGCUCAGGGCUGUGUUGGUUUUAUGGAGGGGUGGGGUCACAGUACAUGUACACGAUACCAGGCUUGACUUGACCACCACCAAGGCUGCGCGGUGGUGUUAGCAGAGGUUCCUGUUGUGUUAUUUGCGAGGACUGAGUUUGUUCAGCACAUCCCUCGAAUGGAAGAGGCCACAACCAUCAGAGAAAACAAUUUCCUUCAAAGGGUGAACAUGGUUUGAAACGAACCAAUUGGGUCAUAGUUCAUUCCUGCUGGACGCUAAGCAGACUGGGACUCCUUGUAUGAACUCUCUAAACUCUCUAAUCGAUUUGGAAGAACACCUGGAAACACCUGGAAACAGCUGGUUUAGCUACUGGAUCAACUUAACGAUCCGUACAGAUGUUUCACAUGUGACGUUUAUACUCAUUGCGCUGAAUCCAGUCCAUCAAAGGGCCACAUAUAGAGACAAGCAAUGUCUUCAUUCACAUCUCCAACAGAUGUAAUUACAUUUCAUACUUUGUCUUUGGACUGUGGGAGAAAACUGCAGUAGGAAAGAAAAAAAACCCAUGCAGACAGAGGGAGAACAUCGAACCCAGACCCUGUGUGUGUGUGUGUGUGUGUGUGUGUGUGUGUGUGUGUGUGUGUGUGUGUGUGUGUGUGUGUGUGUGUGUGUGUGUGUGUGUGUGUGUGUGUGUGUGUGUGUGUGUGUGUGUGUGCGUGUGUGUGUGUGUGUGAUCACGCUUUACUGACCUCCCAGUCCUCCCGUGAAUAAUUCAUCACCUCAUUCUGACUGGACUCAGCCCACUGACAUCGCCGCUGUGUUAUUAUGGUUGAGCUGCAGCGACUUCAGGGAUCAAAAUUAUUAAUAAGUUUCAAUCUUCUCUAGGCAACAUCCCUCAUAUUACCAUGUUGCACAUAACCGGAAACCUUGAUGCUACUACUACUGGAAUGCUUUGGCAUUAUGAAAAUUAAAAACAAGUUAGUCCCACAUGAAAUGUAUGUGGAUAAUAAAACACUGAUGCUUC
Messenger RNA from Betta splendens (Siamese fighting fish), 2799 nucleotides. RefSeq lists its product as uncharacterized. Bases 57 to 1328 code for a protein of 423 amino acids. Lineage: Eukaryota; Metazoa; Chordata; Actinopteri; Anabantiformes; Osphronemidae. The record is from RefSeq and is a predicted model, not a curated record. The transcript is spliced from 3 exons.